This is a messenger RNA of Lytechinus variegatus (green sea urchin), 4392 nucleotides long. Its product is annotated as hyalin-like. Gene Ontology annotation, molecular function: calcium ion binding. Lineage: Eukaryota; Metazoa; Echinodermata; Echinoidea; Temnopleuroida; Toxopneustidae. The transcript is spliced from 21 exons. The record is from RefSeq and is a predicted model, not a curated record. The coding region runs from base 1 to 4392 and encodes 1463 amino acids.
AUGCCGUCAGAAGGUGAGGUGGUUCGUAUCACAGUGCUCACCAAGGAAUAUACAUCAAUCGAGACCUCCAGUGAUGUAUGGUACCAAUGCUACCGCAGUGUACAGCAUGCGGAUGCAUCAUUAUCAUUUGGACGAUCUGCGCCCAUAACAACCAGUAUAUUACCACCACCAUACAGAAGUCACCCUAACAAUGCACAAAUAAAGAUUGUUAAGUUCUCUGAUUAUGGGGAUUAUUGGCAUACAAACGGUUUUGGUCCCUUCUACUGUGAGGCUACUUCGGCUUGUGGAGAUGUAACAAGGGUCACUACAUUUUUCCAGAGAAGUGAUGCUAAGUUCAUACCAAGUGAUGGAGUGUUUACAAAGACAGUCAGUGUGGAUGACACAGGAGUAGUGAUCUCAAUGACUGAUCGAUACCAACCUGAUGAUGAUGGAAGUAUCACAUGGAGGAAAGAUGGUGGUGAUGUUCUUACACAAUUUGAAGGUCAGACCAAUAUCAGCUUCCCAAACCCAAUCCGGAUAUCAGACCAAGGGUUUUAUGAGAUCUACUAUGAUGGCGAGAGAGAUCAAAACAGAGGAGGAAUCGCCAGACUUAUCGUCAGGGAAUGUCCUGCCGGAAAGUGGGGUCCACCUAAAUGCCAAGGUGUCUGUGAUAACUGCUACAACGGUGGUGUCUGUGAUGAUAAAUCUGGUAUUUGCAUCUGCCCGAACAACUUCAAAGGAAAAAAUUGUUUAGAAAUUUGCAGGGAUGAUGGAGGGAAUAAUUUUGGAAUAGACUGUGAAUCUUAUUGCUCAUAUCGUAAUCUCCCAACGAGCUGUCGUACCUAUCUGUUUUGUCUACCUGAUCCUUAUGGAUGCUCAUGUGAUGUUGGUUCCCGAGGCCUUUCAUGUGAUAGUGAUUGUCUUGUUGGUACAUACGGUGCAGGAUGCUCGCAGACAUGUCACUGUGCAAAUGAAUCAUCGUGUGACCCUUUUAGUGGAAUAUGCACUACAGGUGGAUGUCAGCCGGGAUGGUCAGGGAACAAUUGUCAAAUUCCUGAUACAUGUAAAGCCGGUUACUAUGGACCUGAGUGUAUUGAUAAAUGUUAUUGCAUGGAUGAUGCAUCAUGUAAUAAAACAACAGGAGCAUGUCCUGAGGGAAAAUGUGCCGUGGGAUACAGCGUACACACAGACACUGAUACUUGUCAAGAGGACGAGCCUCCACUGUUUGAUUACUGUCCACUGAGUGUAAGCGUCAUUACGGAUCCUGGAAAAGCGACUGCACGCGUAUCUUGGCACGAACCUGUACUAUCCGACAACUUACCUCCACUGGUUUCUGUUAUGCCCGUUAUAAAUCGAAAUGAUAGCCUGUUUACGUUAUCAUGGUUAUACCGAGGCGGAUCGAUGUCCAAUACAGUGAACGGCAUGGAUUUCGAUAUAGGGAUAUAUAUCGUUAAGUACAACGUAACAGACAGCCUAGAUCAAGAGGUCGACAUAUGUUCGUUUGAAAUACACGUGAAAGACACUGAGGAUCCGGUUAUUACUGGUUGCCCGCCAUCCAUGACUGUACCCACGGAGGAUGGGACAAUGUAUGCUACUGUGUCGUGGAAUGCACCAAACGCAACUGAUAAUUCAAAUGAAGUUACACUGACUUUUAACGAGGAACACACCUGGAGUAAUUCUGGCUUGUUUCCCAUCGGGCUCACCCCUCUUUCUUACACAGCCGAAGACCCAUCAGGGAAUAGAGAAACUUGCACGUUCACUAUAUCCAUUAUAGAUGAAGAGGAACCUGUUAUAAAUGGCUGCCCACCUUCCAUGUCUGUAUUCAUGGAAACAGGUAGGGAUUACGCUACGGUGUCUUGGAUUGCACCAAAUGUAACGGACAAUUCUAAUAGCGUGACACUGACAUUCAAUGAAGCCAGCGCCUGGACAAAUGCUGACAACUUUCCUGAAGGAAUCACAUCUCUUUCCUAUACAGCUGAAGAUAUAGCUGGAAAUACAGCUACCUGUAUGUUCACCAUAUCAGUUAUAGAUAAAGAGGAACCUGUUAUACAUAACUGCCCUUCUUCGAUAUCUGUGGCAAUGGAAACAGGUCGGGAUUACGCUACAGUAUCUUGGGAUACACCAUUUGCAACGGACAAUUCUCAGAGGCCAACACUGAUAUUCAAUGAAGUCAACGCCUGGACAAAUCCUGACAACUUUCCUGAAGGAAUUACCUCUCUGUCAUAUACAGCUGAAGAUGCCGCUGGAAACAGAGCUACCUGCACGUUCAGCCUAACAGUUAUAGAUGAAGAGGAACCUGUUAUAAAUGGCUGCCCACCUUCCAUGUCUGUAUUCAUGGAAACAGGUAGGGAUUACGCUACGGUGUCUUGGAUUGCACCAAAUGUAACGGACAAUUCUAAUAGCGUGACACUGACAUUCAAUGAAGCCAGCGCCUGGACAAAUGCUGACAACUUUCCUGAAGGAAUCACAUCUCUUUCCUAUACAGCUGAAGAUAUAGCUGGAAAUACAGCUACCUGUAUGUUCACCAUAUCAGUUAUAGAUAAAGAGGAACCUGUUAUACAUUACUGCCCUUCUUCGAUAUCUGUGGCAAUGGAAACAGGUCGGGAUUACGCUACAGUAUCUUGGGAUACACCAUUUGCAACGGACAAUUCUCAGAGGGCAACACUGAUAUUCAAUGAAGUCAACGCCUGGACAAAUCCUGACAACUUUCCUGAAGGAAUUACCUCUCUGUCAUAUACAGCUGAAGAUGCCGCUGGAAACAGAGCUACCUGCACGUUCAGCCUAACAGUUAUAGAUAACGAAGAGCCUGUAAUAAACGAUUGCCCACUUACACAGUCUGUUAGCACGGAUCCUGGUCAGAAUUUUGCUACAGUCUCAUGGGAAGAACCUACUGUGAUGGAUAACUCGGAUCAAAACGUUGGUCUCGCAUUCAUGGGGAAUGGAAGAAAUGGCGGCACCUUUCCACUGGGAAUAACUACCCUUUCUUAUACAGCAACUGAUGCCAACGAAAACACAGCAACAUGCAUGUUUUUAAUUGUUGUCAGGGAUAACGAAGACCCUGUAAUAAACGAUUGCCCACUUACACAGUCUGUUAGCACAGAUCCUGGUCAGAAAUUUGCUAUAGUCUCAUGGGACGAACCUACUGCGAUGGACAACUCGGAUCGAAACGUUGGCCUCGCAUUCAUGGGGAAUGGAAGAAAUGGCGGCAACUUUCCACUGGGAAUAACUACCCUUUCUUAUACAGCAACUGAUGCCCACGAAAACACAGCAACAUGUAUGUUUUCAAUUGUUGUCAGUGAUAAUGAAGCCCCGGUUAUCACCAAUUGUCCAUCUGCCAAGACUAAAACAUCAGACGUCGGAUCUGAAACAGCAACAGUUCAUUGGCCCGAACCCAUCGAAUCAGAUAAUUCCGGAAACGUGACAUUGGAUUUAAGUCAUGGAAGCGGAGAUUCAUUCGCCAUAGGCCAAACCCUGGUGACAUACACCGCGCGAGAUCUCAGUGGAAACAUGGCAACAUGUACAUUUGUUAUAUCGGUGACGGCUCCACCCGGAUGCGUUAACGAUGGUGAGUGCGGAGAGGCAGAAACUUGUGUGCGGAGCUUAUGCCACUGUGCAACCGGCUUCAUUCGACUCCGCGGUGCUGAAAGUUCUUGCACCGCGAUGAACAUGUAUAAAAUACAAAUAACAGCUCUCGCGGAAAACGACGUCGAGUAUCAAUUCUCGGCCGAGUUGAACAAUCCAAAUUCUGAUGCAUUCCAAGCAGUCGCCAAUUCAUUCAAAGUCGUGAUGAUGGAAAACACCCCAAACAUUCUUGAUAUUCAAGUUAAUCAAAUGAUGAGCGGGAGCAUCAUCUUUCUAGCCGACGUCACUACCGAGUCUUCUACAACGAUUUUCCAACUUGAACAAGACAUACAUAAUGCCAUUCAAACUGGCUCUGCUACUGCAGGACCAACCACCAUGUUUUUUGCUCCCAGUGACACAGUCAUAUCUGAUUUCAAUGAAUGUGCAAGCUUGACAACGAACGGUUGUUCGUCAAACGCGGACUGUACUAACACGGAUGGGUCUUACACCUGCACCUGUCAACAUGGUUACACGGAUGUAUCACCAGCUGCAGUUGGUCCUGGUAGAGUAUGUGAAUUCACCUCCGCUGGCAACGUGCUUGGUGUGGGUGGAUUGGUUGGAUUAGCUGUAGGAGCCUGUGUUCUCGUUGUCACAUUUUUGCUCUGCUGCAUGUUUGCCUUAAGAACGAACCGCAAGGGCAUGAAGGAUGGGGUAAGUAUAUUUCUCACUCUGUCAGUUAUACACUGCAAGAACUCCGAUGUUGAUUUAACACUUUUUUCGGAACCUAUAUACGUCCACACCAGAAAAGUAUUGAAUGAACACCAGAUUGGAAUCAAACCGAUACUGUUUUAA